Anopheles stephensi (Asian malaria mosquito) is the source of this 3327-nucleotide messenger RNA. RefSeq lists its product as uncharacterized. Gene Ontology annotation, biological process: nucleoside metabolic process. The record is from RefSeq and is a predicted model, not a curated record. Bases 393 to 2576 code for a protein of 727 amino acids. The transcript has 10 exons. NCBI's taxonomy places the organism in Eukaryota, Metazoa, Arthropoda, Insecta, Diptera, Culicidae. Gene Ontology annotation, molecular function: catalytic activity.
CGUUACGUACGCUGCUGUCAGUCUGUCGGUGCGUUCGUUGCAAGCUAAAACACGCAUCUCUCUCGGUGUGAUUCCCGUACGGCAGUUCGCGUUUUACCGCAGUUCGAAGUGUUUCGUAAAACGCCGGUCAGUUCUCACAGAACGCGUGCCCUUACUGGUUCCGGUGUUGUAAUUUCUUUUUCGUUACGGGGUUGCUGCAGGUUGGCAUUGGAUCACGCUCGUUAAUCGCUCGUGCAAAACUCGGACCACUCGGAAACAUAGGAGCGGCGGUAACGUUCUCUUCUAACCAGACAACCCGGUGCAAAAUCUUCCACGUCGGCUGUAUAGACAAAACAGUUUCAAGGAAGGCAAGAAAACUUAAGGAGGACCCACGCGACACACACACACGCGAUAUGCUGUCCCCGACAGUGAAGCGGAUGGAGCGUCCGCCACCACCACCGACACCACCGAAACCCGACCGCUCCCAGCAGCAGUUGGGUAGUAAGGCGCAGCAAGCCAGCACCGAACCGGGCGUGGUACCAGUUCCUUCCCAAACGCCAGACGAGGAGCAGGUCGUGAUGACACCGCUCGGCAAGACAAACACUUCCACCGUGCUGCUGAUCGAGCGGAAGCUAAUACAGGCGGUGGGCGAACGGACGCACGUGGCCGGUGGCGAUCAUCGGGGCAUCAUCAUUAACAAAACUGCCGAAGAGCAAUCCAAUCGACAGCGCGAACCGGCCCAGCUGAGCCUCGAGUUUCGUGUCUUCCUCGUCAGCGCCAACAGUGGGCAGCAUUCGCAGGAAUCGCGCCGCAUCAAGUUUUGGUUCCGGCCAUGGCUUACGUCGGAGGAUGUGCAGGCCCAAGUUGCGCAGGACUUUUUCCGCGAGCUGGUCAGCCCGAAAGAGUUCCCUCGGGACUACGUCGGGUUUAUCAAGAAGAUUAUGAAGCUGCUCCAGAAAGGGUACAACGAAAUACAAGCCAUCGAGAUCGAGCUCCGGAUAUUGGAGCAAACGUCCGCACCUCCAUCGCGACCUUCGCGUCCCGGGCACGUGAUCAUUUGUUACGGCAACUGUCACAAGCUAACUGACACAAAUAAUAACGAUCGGGAUCAGAAACAUUUCACCGGUGGUGGUGGUAGUGGUGGUGAUUUGAUUGGUAGCAGUAACGGCAGCAUUCAUGUUACACCGGUCAGUCAGCGAAGACAGCGGAAGGACAAUGGGCAGCGGACCGGCGACGAAGUGUCGUUCGAGGAUGAGCAGUUCGAGGUGGUACCGCUGACGCCCGAGAAGAUACUCGAGCUGAUCGAGCAAGCCUAUCCCAACCCAAUCACCCCGGAAGAUCUGGCAAAGGAUUACGGAUGGGAGGAGGAGGAAGUGCUCGCCAUCAUGCUGGUGCUGAAGGAGCGGGGCCUCAUUAAAUCGAUGGAGUACAACUCGUUCACCCGCAUUCACCAUGACGACCAGGCCAUCAAAAUCGUGAAGCAAAUGCCAACGAUCGCGUCGAACAAACAGCCCACGAUUGCCAUCAUUACUGCGCAGUACUGCGAAAAGCUUGCCGUCGAUGCGAUGCUGGAAAACAAGGAAACGUUUGUGCGGUACACGACCGUAGGAACAUCCACCGAUAAGUCCACCACUAACGAAGCGGAGCGACACAAACACAGGAGAAAGAAUCGGUUCGGUGAGUCGAAUGUGUACACACUCGGCAACAUUGGAGCGCAUCGGAUUGUCAGCACCAAGCUGCCGUCGGUCGGUAGCACGCGGGAAGCGAUGACGGCGGCCGGCAACACCACCACCCGCCUGCUCGGCACCUUCCAGAAGGUGGACUACGUGUUUAUCGUGGGUGUAGCGGGCGGUAUCCCACACUACACCGACUACCGGCGCCACGUACGGCUCGGUGACGUCGUGAUUGCAGCCGCUCCCUCCGCCCAGGACGCAACCAACGCCACCAACGGUAAUGCACCGAAACCGUACUGCUACGUGUACAGUAGCAGCGGCAGCAACAACAACAAUGGUCCGAGCGAGGUGAAGCGUUACUAUCCGGCCGACGACUGUCUGCAGACGAUCGGGCGCACGCUCGUGCAGAACGACGACGGCAAAAAACCGUGGCUCCAGUACGUGCAGGAAGGUUUGCAGCAGCUAAGCGGACGGGGUGGCCACGCGGAGCACGACUUUGCCCGCCCGGCACCGAACACGGACAAGCUGUACAUGAACAUUGGCAACAAGAACGUGAUCGAGGUAGCGCACCCGAUCGCACAGCUCGACGGACAGGAUGGCGGGGGGGACGAUACGGAUGCGGCCGGCGCGCCACAAACCCGCCUGCAUGCCGGUCCGAUCGGGUCCGGGUACGAGCUGGUGCGGUCCGACAGUGCCCGGACGGAUUACGCCCAGGCGUACCAUCUGCUGGCGACGGACAGCGAAAUGAACUCGGUGCUGGACAGCGUGGUCGGCAACUGUCGGGACGCGUUCAUCCUGGUGAAGGGCAUUGCCGACUACAAGGACGGCACAACGUCACGCAAAUGGCAAAACUAUGCGUCACUGGCAGCGGCCGCCGUCAUGAAAACGAUCGUGUGCGCGAUGGACGCGCCGACGAACGUGUAACGCGGGGAAUCAUGGGGAGUAGUAAUCCUGGUCUUCCCCUCCUUCCCCCCCCCCACCCACACCCGUUCCCGUUAUCCACAAACUGCUAGGCCGCUAAGUGUUCAAAUCCCGCUCUCCCGCAACGUCCUUUUAAACUGAUAAUUUUGUGUGCAAACGAAAACAAACAAAAAAUGCUAAAUUGGAUUUUUUUUGUUGUUGCUUGUAACACAAAACACUCAAAAAAUGAGAAAAGGAACCAAAAACGCGAUUCUAGUAAAAAAAAAAGGGAAACCAUAUUAGCUAUUUAUGAAACAUUCUUAUGUGUAUAGCGAGAGAGUGAGAGAGCGAAAGAUAGAGAGAGAGAGAGAUAGUAAUAUAUUCCUAAUAUAUCUAUGCGUGCGUGACCAAUACAUUCGUACAAGCACAAAUGUUGAGUCCCCGAACAAGCGAACACUAUUAUUGCUUCUUCAAGCUGUAACGGUUUUUUGGCUAAUGUAACGCAUAAGCGUUACAGGAAGCGUUUUCCUAUUUCUGGAACCUGAUUUUUUCCCCUUUCGUACGACUAUACUAUCAAAUUUAAACUCUUCCUUUUAAUAUCUUACUAUUUGCAUGUAUGGACCACCACCAUUUGCAGCACAUUGUAGGAAGAGAACGGAACAAAAAUCCCUUCCUUUUUUUUGUAGCGUUUAAGUGUUUAAUUUUGGUUUGUUUUUUUGCUUUAAAUUAGUCGUGCUAAAUUUAAUGGAAUAUAUAUAUAAAAUGAAAAAUUGUA